This is a messenger RNA of Corythoichthys intestinalis (scribbled pipefish), 4179 nucleotides long. RefSeq names its product pancreatic and duodenal homeobox 1 (gene pdx1). The transcript has 2 exons. Gene Ontology annotation, molecular function: DNA-binding transcription factor activity, RNA polymerase II-specific; RNA polymerase II cis-regulatory region sequence-specific DNA binding. NCBI's taxonomy places the organism in Eukaryota, Metazoa, Chordata, Actinopteri, Syngnathiformes, Syngnathidae. Gene Ontology annotation, cellular component: nucleus. The record is from RefSeq and is a predicted model, not a curated record. Bases 239 to 988 code for a protein of 249 amino acids. Gene Ontology annotation, biological process: type B pancreatic cell differentiation; regulation of transcription by RNA polymerase II.
CUUUUGAACAGGAUAAAAGACCCACCGAAAAAACUUGGAUUUGAUGACCAUGGGAUUACUUUUAUUACGUUCAUUUACCUCCUUCGAUCUAGUAAAGACUCUCUACUAAGCCAAUGAACGCCCUCCCUGCCGACUCACGUGGUCCCACCUCGGGCGCACCUGCACACGCCAAGUGGGCGCAGCCACCAGAGGAGAAGGUCCACGCCAGGGGCAAGGGGCCCGGCAGCGAGCGGCAGCCAUGCAUCGGGACAACCACGCGUACCAGCAGAACCACUUCAAGGAUUCAUGCGCGUACCAGCGAGGGGCCACCCCGGAGGAGUUCGCCCUCAACCCGCCGCCCUGCCUCUACAUGACCCGGCAGGUGCAGGCCGCGUACCCGCCCGGAGCCACCUUAGAGGCAGCCGACGUCUUAGCGGACCCCGCGUACGGGCUCCCUCUCCGGGAAGACCUCGGGAUCCCGCUGCUGCACCACCAGCCGCAGCCGCCCCAAGUGCCUCAACACCCGCAGCCGCUCACGCCCGUCGCGGCCUUCGGGGACGUGGACGAGCAGAAUCGCUUUCACCUACCUUUCCCUUGGAUGAAAAGCACCAAAACCCACUCCCACGCAUGGAAGACGCAGUGGACAGGUCCGUACAUGAUGGCGGAAGCCGAGGAGAGCAAGCGUACACGCACGGCGUACACGCGUGCUCAGCUUCUGGAGCUGGAGAAGGAAUUCCUAUUUAACCGCUACAUCUCCAGGCCGCGUCGCGUGGAACUGGCGCUAACUCUCAGCCUGACCGAACGCCACAUCAAGAUCUGGUUCCAGAACCGCCGCAUGAAGUGGAAGAAGGAGGAGGACCGGCGGCGGGCCAGGAGGGGCGAACCUGACCAGGACUCGGCCGUCACCUCCGCGGAUCAGGGGACGACGGGUACUGGAAUGGGGGCCUCGCCGCCUCUCUCUCCGGAACACCGGGCGGCGGACCGUGAGAAGACACUUUUUUUAAGCUAAACAUUGUCAUGGAGGAACAUGAGAAAGCGGGGUACACAUAUACUGAUUAACAGGGCCAAUUUUAGCAUUUUUCAGUGGAUCCAAAACCUGUUUCAUUAUUUGCAAAAACACAAACGACAAGAUUCUGACAUGUUUGCAACCACUGGAUAUGUUAAGUUAAUAGCUCAACUUUUUUCAAAUGUUUUAAAAAGUUAAAUCCACUUAACAUUUAUAAAGUUAAUUCAAUUUAAAAGUAUUGUACAUAAGUUUCAGCAUUUUUUUUAAUAUUAACUGCGAAUCUAUUAGACUUAAAACGGUAAUACAACUAAACUGUAGCAGUUUGGUAAUUAGUUCUUCUGUGUACAUUGCGUGAGUGUGGGAGCCCUGUGGCACCAUACCGCCUCUACAGGUCAGACUUGGUACUACGACAGUUCUUCGUGAAAGCUAGCAUUCUCGCAGUCGGCGUGAUGUCACGAUGACGUCAUCUAGCAUAGCAGCGUGUCGCCAUUUUGAGAGGGGGCACGCACAGGUAAACAUCCGUAGAAAAACGUCUGAAAUUCAUAUAUUUCGGCUGUGUUUUGCAUCUUUUUUUCAUAAACACGUCUUAAACAUGACUUAUUAUCACGAGUCACUGCCGACAGACGCGAGGAGGUGAUACAACUUAAAAUUAGCAUGUAUUGGCCUACAAAUCUGCCCAUACAAAGUCGCAGCUGAUAGCUGGAUAAACAAUCCAAAGGAAUUGCCUGCAGUGGAGUUUGGAAACAUGUACAACUACCUCAUAAAGUCACCCAGUAAGUUGACCUUUAUCAGUUACGUGGAAUAUGUACUGUGUGGAACUAAGAAAACUGGUAGUUUAUACGGAGUGAUUAUUUCUGCCGUAACCGGUAAUUCGCCUCCAAGCGUUAUUUAGCCGUGAACACGUCACGGGAAAAUAACCAAUUCCCACCAGGCCAAUAAUAUACCAAGUGACCGAUCAGAGAGGUUCAUGGCAAAAGAAAAAUAACGCUUUGCGGGCUGUCGGUUCCGGUAAUAAUAACCACUGCCUAGUCUAUUGAAUCCUAUCAGCUAAUUGGGGCUAAUAAAAAAAAAAUCGAUUAAAGUUUACUCACCUGUAAUAAAAUGUCGGCUGCAAACGUAAAUGUGCCUGGUCCACGGAACCGUCUUCUUUUACUGUUCCUCGAUUUAUUGCUUUCAGCCAAUUGCUUGUCAUUUUCUUCUCACGGGGAAGAAUGAUGAACUUCAAAUGUGGCUCCGAACUCUUCCUUGUGUUACAACCCGCAACACGGCAACUUUUAGUAAUUCCGACGGAAAAAAAAGACUGCAAAUAAGACACAAGUUCAACGCGUUUGUACUAGGGCUGUCAAAAUUAUCGCGUUAACGGGCGGUAAUUAAUUUUUUAAAUCAAUCACGUUAAAAUAUUUGACGGAUUUAACGCACAUGCCCCGCUCAAACAGAUUAAAAUGACAGCACAGUAUAAUGUCCACUUGUUACUUGUGUUUUUUUUGGUGUUUUGUCGCCCUCUGCUGGCGCUUGGGUGCGACUGCUUUUAUGGGUUUCAGCACCACAUGAUCAUUGUGUAAUUAUUGACAUCAACAAUGGCGAGCUACUAGUUUAUUUGAUUGAAAAUUUUACAAAUUUUAUCAAAACGAAAACAUUAAGAGGGGUUUUAAUUAGGGCUGUCAAAAUUAUCGUGUUAACGGGCGGUAAUUAAUUUUUUAAAUUAAUCACGUUAAAAUAUUUGACGCAAUUAACGCACAUGUCCCGCUCAGACAGAUUUAAAUGACAGUAGAGUGAAAUGCUCACUUGUUAAUUGUGUUUUAUGUAGUUUUGCCGCCCUCUGCUGGGGCUUUGGUGCGACUGAUUUUAUAGGCUUCAGCCCCUAUGAGCAUUGUGUAAGUAAUUAUUGACAUCAACAAUGGCGGGAUACUAGUUUAUUUUUUGAUUGAAAAUUUUAUUAAAACGAAAACAUUAAGAGGGGUUUUAAUAUAAAAUUUCUACAGCUUGUACUAACAUUGAUCUUUUAAGAACUACAAGUCUUUCUAUCCAUGGAUCGCUUUAACAGAAUGUUAACAGUGUUAAUGCCAUCUUGUUGAUUUAUCGUUAUAAUAAACAAAUACAGUCCUUAUGUACCGUAUGUUGAAUGUAUAUAUCCAACUUGUGUCUUAUCUGUCCAUUCCAACAAUUUAUUUUACAGAAUAUAUAUAUAUUUUCAGAAAAAUAUGGCAUAUUUUAUAGAUGGUUUGAAUUGCGAUUAAUUUUUAAGCUGUAAUUUACUCGAUUACAAAUUUUAAAGGUUUGACAGCCCUAGUUUUAAUAUAAAAUGUCUAUAACUUGUACUAACGUUCAUCUUUUAAGAACUACAACACUAACAUUUAUCUUUUAAGAACUACAACUCUUUCUAUCCAUGGCUCGCUUUAACAGAAUGUUAAUAUUGUUAAUGCCAUCUUGUUGAUUUAUUGUUAUAAUAAAUAAAUACAGUACUUAUGUACCGUAUGUUGAAUGUAUAUAUCCGUCUUGUGUCUUAUCUUUCCAUUCCAACAAUAAUUUACAGAAAAAUAUGCCAUAUUUUAUAGAUGGUUUGAAUUGCGAUUAAUUAGAUUAAUGUUUAAGCUGUGUUUAACUCGAUUAAAAAUUUUAAUCGUUUGACAGCCCUAGUUUGAACUACAAUGAACAAGAGAGCAAUUGCUUGUGACUCGUGUUUUGCCCCCAUUUCAAUAUGGCGACGCUUUGUUGUGGCUGGUGACGCCAUUAAUGCCCGGAUGUCCGACUGCGAGAAUACGACUGACAAUUCAUGAAUCGUGUGUACCCCAAUUAAAGCUCUUAAUUUAAGUGUACAUAUGUGCCAAAAUGGAGGACCAAAUAUUUGAGAGGGCAGCUACAGGACCCCAAGCCACUUCUUUACUACCGGCUUGAGAAAGCGAACUGAUGGUGAAGACAGAUUACCCAGAAUGCUAUAGUGAAAUGAAUGUGCUUCAGGAAAAUAUGUAUUGUGUUUGUGUAUAUGUAAAAAUUGCCUUGAUUGUUCAUUGUGAAAGCAAUGUUUCCCAAUAUUUAGUACAGAAUGUUCGCCUGCCUCCUAGCGGAGAAAACAUGUAUAGACCCAUCGUUUUUCAUUGUUCUAGUAAAUGUGAAUACCAAAAAAAAAUCAUGUAAACAAUGUAAAGGUCUACAUUAAUUACAUUUUCGUAAUCAUUAUUUUAUUUAAUUGUAUG